AGAGAACAAGACGAUCACAGUUUCGCCCGGACACUAAUUCUGUGACACCUCAGCGUCCGACAGCAAAACAAGGUCGACUGGAAAGUUGAAGUAAACCGAAACUCUUGUUACCGGCUAACAUGCUAACAGAGUGAUUAGAGCAGAAGCUAACAUGCUAACAGAGUGAUUAGAGCAGAAGCUAACAUGCUAACAGAGUGAUUAGAGCAGAAGCUAACAUGCUAACAGAGUGAUUAGAGCAGAAGCUAACAUGCUAACAGAGUGAUUAGAGCAGAAGCUAAAAUGCUAACACAGUAGUUAGAGCAGAAGCUAACAUGCUAACAGAGUGAUUAGAGCAGAAGCUAACAUGCUAACACAGUAGUUAGAGCAGAAGCUAACAUGCUAACAGAGUGAUUAGAGCAGAAGCUAAAAUGCUAACACAGUAGUUAGACCAGAAGCUAACAUGCUAACAGAGUGAUUAGAGCAGAAGCUAACAGGCGAACAGCUAGCUGUCUCUCAGCAGCACAAACAUCUGCUCAGUCCGGGUCCAGUAGAAACUCCAGAAGCUCCCGGUCCCGCCGCUGCUGACAACAUGCAGGCGGAGUUUCGGGCUCCUCGGCGCCGGACCCGGGUGCAGGAGGAGUACGAGGCUCCGCUGCCGGUGAGCCGCAGCCCGAGGGAGAGGACCGACCUCCGGGCGGAGCUCAUCAACCUGCACGUGUUGGUUUGUCAACCGGACCACAUCCAGAAGAUCUACAACCAGGGAUACUUUGGGAAAGGGGUCUUGUCAAGAGCGAGACCAGACCACAGCAUCUUCGACCAAUGGGAGCAACACGAAGGUUCGUUUCUACCUCUCGUCUCAGAGUCCAGGUAUGAUGAGAUGCUAAAGUGGGCGGGAGCAGCUCUCUUCGCCCAGGGAUUGGACGAUGAGGCUGUCAGUCAAAUCCUGACGAGGCUCUCUCAGCCUGUAGAGAUGGAGGAUGUGAGGAGGGAGGAGACGUCGAGGUCAGUGGUCGAGCCGGACGUUAAGAGCAGCUGCAGCUCGUACCGGGACCCAGAGUCUGACCCUGAUCCUUUGGUUCGAGGUGCUGGUUUUGUCCUGGUCUGUGACAGCAAGGUCGGUGGGGGGGUCAGGGAGGUCAGACGGGCUCCGUUCUCUCUGUCCGAGUACCUGCAACUCAGCCUGGAGGAGGCCUUCUUCCUUGUCUACAGUCUGGGCUGCCUGUCUAUCUACCUGCACCAGGAGCCCCUAACAAUCAUCCAGCUGUGGAGGAAGUUCCGAUCCUUGCGCCCUGACUUCGUCAGCUCGUACGCAGCCUAUCAUCAUUUUCGCAGCAGGGGGUGGGUCCCUAAAGGAGGGGGCGGGGCAAAAUAUGGCGUUGACCUCAUGUUGUACAGGAAGGGUCCACCUUUCUACCACGCAAGUUACUCGGUGGUAAUUGAGCGCGUUGACGAUGCAUUCAUAGGCUCUGCAUUGCGUCCGUUUUCGUGGCGUUCUCUUGCCGCUCUCAACAGGAUCACUGCCAAUGUUUCUAAGAUUUGUUUUACAGGAGCUGAUGUUGUGCUACGUCAUCCAUCCAGCCGCCCAAUCAGAGGCUGAACUGGACUCACCUGAGUGUCUGAGGAGAUUGAAGGUUCAGGAUGUGAUCAUCAGCCGGUGGGUUUCCUCCAGGGAGCGGGCAGAGCAGGAUGACAUCUGAUUGGCUGAAAGGAGAUGAUGGAGGUCACGAGGAGAGGAGCUGAAAUCAGAUUUCAUGUAGUUCAUAGUUGUUUUUUAUCAUUAAAAUGAAAUAUGAGAAAA
Molecule: messenger RNA, 1777 nt
Organism: Hippoglossus stenolepis (Pacific halibut)
Lineage: Eukaryota; Metazoa; Chordata; Actinopteri; Pleuronectiformes; Pleuronectidae
Gene: tsen2
Product: TSEN2 tRNA splicing endonuclease subunit
Exons: 12
Coding region: 569-1576 (335 amino acids)
Biological process (GO): tRNA splicing, via endonucleolytic cleavage and ligation; tRNA-type intron splice site recognition and cleavage
Cellular component (GO): tRNA-intron endonuclease complex
Molecular function (GO): tRNA-intron lyase activity; nucleic acid binding
Source: RefSeq, a predicted model, not a curated record